UUUGACUUUUCGAAAGGGGGGGUACGACGCAUUAUUUCUCGCUCGCAAUAUAGGACACGAUACCCCCGAGUUGUCAAUUCUAGAGCUGCCAGGGGCGACGAUUUCAAUACUACGUAACCGUAAAAAGAAGAAAAAAAGGAGAAUUGGAAAAAGACUAAGAGAAUCAGAUCCUUGGAUGACUUGGUGCGACUUGGUAUUCGACAACACACUUUUCCCCCUCCUUCGACGAUCCCCCACUCCCAAAGAUAAUCUCGCAGCGAGAACACGACAACGUUGAAUCUCCGGUUUUUUUUUUGGUUUUUUUUUUCUUUUUAUAUUUUCUCGGACGAACUCACCAGAUUUUCCGACUUACUGAGGAAGGCUCUAUCGCUUUCCCAUCUUGCGGCGACGAAAGGCCGGUGGUAAUCCGACAACAUGGCGACUGAAAACCGUGGCACCGGCAACAAGGUCAAAGUCUUCUUCCUUGGAGACGAGGCAAAGUCGAAAGAAGAAAAACGACUCGUCCAGAAAAUCGAUUUCUUCAUCCUGACCUACUGCUGUCUGAGCUACUUCUUCAACUACUUGGACCGUGCCGCCUUUGCCAAUGCCUACGUUGCUGGUCUCCGGGAGGCCCUGCACAUGAAGGGUCAUGACUACAACACGGUAUUAUCGGUGACCACCGCGGGCAUGGUCGUCGGGCAGAUCCCCCACGGCAUCGUCAUCGGCCUCCAGAUCGUCCGCCCCAAGAUCUGGCUGCCGAGCAUGGUGCUCGUCUGGGCCGGCCUGACCAUGGUCAGCGCCGCCGUCAAGACCACCGCCCAGCUGUGCGUCGUCCGCUUCUUCCUCGGCCUCGCCGAGGCCAGCACCUACUCCGGCGCCAUCUACAUCAUGGGCUCGUGGUACAAGCCGCAGGAGAUCUCCAAGCGCACCGCCAUCUUCACCGCCUCCGGCCAGGUCGGCACCAUGUUCGCCGGUGCCAUGAUGGCCGCCAUUUACAAGGGCCUCGGCGGCGUGGGCGGCCUCGGCGGUUGGCAAUGGGUUUUCAUCAUCGAUGGCAUCAUCACCCUCCCCAUUGCCUUGUUUGGCUUCUUCUACUUCCCCGAUAUCCCCGAGAACACCAACGCCCGUUAUCUCAGCGAGUCUGAGAAGAAGCUCGCCGUUGGGCGGCUGCCCCCGGUCGUCAAGAACUCGCACAGCGUCAACCCCUUUUCCCUGCUGAGGCGUCUCGCGCUCAUGCCUGGUUUCUGGAUCCUGGUGCUCUGGUCUCCCUUGUGCGCGACCCUCGAGGCUUGGGUUGUCCAGGGCAACUUCAUCCUCUGGCUCAAGUACCACGCUGAGCACUUCACCCAGAGCCAGAUCAACACGUACCCCCUGGGCGUCCAGGCCGUGGGCAUCGUGACCAACAUCCUCGCUGCCUGGCACAUGGACGCCACCGGCACCCGCGUGCCCAUGGUGUUGCUCGUGUGCAUCAUCCAGAUCGUGUGCGCCGCCAUGCUGCUCGUGCCGACACUGCCCUUCGCCGGCACCAUGUUCGCCUUCUACCUCUCGGGCUCGUCGUACAUGGUCAACCCGCUCAUCUUCGGCUGGGCGAGCAUCAUCCUGCAGCGCAGCGGCGACGAGGCCGUCCGCAGCGUGACCGUCUACGCCAUGAACGUCGGGGCCACGACGCUGUACACCUUCUGGGGUAUCAUCUUCUACGCGGCCGACGAGGCGCCGUACUGGAAGAAGGGCGCCAUCGUCAUGAUUGUGUGCUCGGUUCUCGUCCUCGGCUUCAUGGGGCUUGUUAUCAAGAUGGACAAAGACUCGCUCGCAAAGUAUGGCUCGAUGACGGUCGAUGAUUUUGAGGCAGCCGCCGCAUCCCGCCAUCUUCAGACACCGCCUGACGGAGACAAGUCGGACAGCGAUGACCAGAAGAACUCGAGUUCAUCAAAAGUCACGGCUAUAUGAGCUCUGGUCAUGUGAGAAUUAGCCAUGUUUGUUGUCUUAUAGCCGUCAUGCGUAAAUUAUCCAAAAGUUAGAAUAUAGGCGGCCACAACUUAUCCACACCCACAGAUGAAAUUCGAGUUGAGAAAUGAGCGGGAUACUCGCUGUCAAGACGUA
Colletotrichum destructivum is the source of this 2079-nucleotide messenger RNA. Its product is annotated as Putative major facilitator superfamily, MFS transporter superfamily. Bases 415 to 1926 code for a protein of 503 amino acids. The record is from RefSeq and is a predicted model, not a curated record. Gene Ontology annotation, biological process: pantothenate import across plasma membrane. Gene Ontology annotation, molecular function: pantothenate transmembrane transporter activity. The transcript is spliced from 10 exons. Gene Ontology annotation, cellular component: plasma membrane. Lineage: Eukaryota; Fungi; Ascomycota; Sordariomycetes; Glomerellales; Glomerellaceae.